Fusarium coffeatum is the source of this 2265-nucleotide messenger RNA. RefSeq lists its product as uncharacterized. The transcript has 2 exons. NCBI's taxonomy places the organism in Eukaryota, Fungi, Ascomycota, Sordariomycetes, Hypocreales, Nectriaceae. Gene Ontology annotation, biological process: protein phosphorylation. Bases 1 to 2265 code for a protein of 754 amino acids. The record is from RefSeq and is a predicted model, not a curated record. Gene Ontology annotation, molecular function: ATP binding; protein kinase activity.
AUGAGUGACUGGGCUAGAGGAUGGACGAGAGUUGGGCAAACAAGCUCGACCCAGCACUAUGGUCGCAUGUGGGAGGCCGAGCGCGAACUCCAGGAACUGAGCAUAAUCGAUAGUUGGAACGAGGAUGACAGCUGGCCUGGCAUAAAUAAGCCGCUGUUCGACGGUCCUGAUGCGAAACGCUUCGAUACGAAACUUGCUAAACUCGAAGACCUCGGAUACGGCGCAUUCGGUCGCGUCGAAAAGGUUUCAUAUGGAUCUGUCUGUCUUGCGCGCAAGAGGAUUUCACGUCGUCGCGGUUUUACAAUUGAUGAUUUGCGCAAGGAGAGCUUGACUAUGCAGAAGCUUGAACAUCGACAUGUUGUUAAACUGGUUGCGACAUAUGCACCCCGAACUCACGAACUGUGUCUGCUUAUCUGGCCUGCAGCCAUCUGCAACUUGAGUACGCUUCUCGAAGACCUAGAAUGCCUGCGCCUGGGCGAAGGGGACCGUGAGGAUAUCAUUGAGAGGCUUGACGCUCUGGACAUCAAGGAUUUGAGCGCCAUAGAGCCCUCUUCCGAAGAUCAGAUUCUACAUUCCGUGACCAAAUGCCCAUUAGAGUUCUUACGGAACGCAAUUGGCUGUAUCGCUCGUGCGAUGGCUUACUGCCACCAAAACGAUGUGAGGCACCUCGACAUUAAACCAUCCAACAUCCUGCUGAAGGCAGACCGUGUAUACCUCGCCGAUUUUGGUGUCUCGAGAGACGUUAGCGGACAGGACCAAACAAUGACAGAGGGUGUGCCAGGAACCGAGAGAUGGCGUGCACCCGAACUCUACGCCGAUAAUGGAUCCAGCAUGCAGUUGUCAGAUAUUUACUCGCUAGGUCUUGUCUUUCUCAACAUCGCAACAGUCCUUUACGAUAUCCGCUUAGCCGAAUUUGACGAGGUUUUAAAAUAUCCGCCGCGAAACACCCAAGAGGAACAACUUUAUGAGCGAGAAAAGAAGCUGAAUGCCCACCUCGAAAAGCUCACCUCUCAUGCUUUGGUCACGCCCCCUUUUAUGUUUACCUGCGAAGGCCAAGAGACGGUCCGGCCCAGGCCGCUUGUUAAUCUGAUUGCUAGAAUGAUCACACCAAACCCAAAGAACCGCCUACAUGCAUAUAAGAUCGAUGACAAAUUAUCCAUGCUCGGAGGCAUUCAUCAAAUAUACCAUGGCGAAUGCUGCAAAAGACCGAUCUCUUGGGUCGAGGACAAAUGGGACAAGAAAAUUACGGCACUAACAAGUCUUCGCAAGGAGAAUGAUCGUUUGAAACAAAAGAUCAACGAACUGGAAGGGCGGGAUAGGACAUAUGAACUUCGACUCGAACACGAGCGCAAAGGCCAUGAGCAGGCCGUUUCCGCUCUCCAGAAGAAGUUGAAGGAUAUGGAAGAAAGGUGCCGUACACUGGAAGGAGGGAAUUCCCAUCGAAAGAGUAGUAUUGGUCGGAUUCCAGGAAGAAUGGCAACACCACGAACUUACCGAACGAGCACAACCUCAUUAGAUUCCGGUCCUGGGCUUGAAUCUUCACCUAAAUCAAAGUCCACUCCCACGACUCCAGCACCGAGACCAUCUUUUCAGCCUUGGUCACGUUCCUCCCAACGCCUUCCGCUCGAACAGAAAGCGUCACCGCUUCAGCGACAGGCUGUCUCCCCGCGGCCCCCCAAUGACACAACCCCCAGAGGGUCGACGGAAUUUCCAAGCUCGCGAUCGCCAAGUUUCACAAACAUCGCAGGCUAUACUUUGCGAUCUCGUGGGUCCGGGUCUAGACUUCCCCUACCAGUGACACCUUCUCGUAGUGAGACGCCAAACCUCAACCGCGAUCAGAGCUUGACAGAUAGCAGCAUGUCAUCAUCAGUGUUCUCUCGACAUAGCAUUGAGACAACUCCAACACCUUUACAGAGUAGUCCAGCCUUGGACCGCAACCCCCUAGUCUUGGAUUCUGAAAAGAUGCCCAGUUGGGGCCAACUUCCUAAGCAAUCUCCCCAACUUGAUGGCAUAGCGAUCGCCCCUGAACCGAGUAGCCCAGCCUUCCCAGUGUCAUUGUCCGCCAUGUCCUCACCGAGGACACUUCGAUCAGAACUUGCUAGCAAUGACGGAGAUCAGACACGUCGCCCGUCUGUGCCUUCACUCCAAUCAUUACGAAGCUGGGCUGAAGUAGCGAACGAAGGAAAAAAUACGUUGAAGAUGAUUACUCGACCACGAGCCCAUUCAAACAGGUCUAACGGGCCUGUUCAGGGAGGGCCUGUUUGA